AUGGCGAACUUGGCUAAGUUGGAAUUUGCCGCAUUGGACAUAUCUAGCAAUAAUUACCUUCUAUGGGCUCUCGAUGCCAAGCUCCACUUAGAAGCACAUGGCCUUGGAGACACCAUCAGGGAUGAAAACAAUUCAUCUCCUGAACAGAAUGCAAAAGCCAUGAUAUUUCUCCGCAGACAUAUCCAUGAAGGAUUAAAAAGCGAAUACCUAGUGAUUGAAAAUCCACUAGAGUUAUGGAAGGCCUUGGAGGAAAGGUAUAAUCACCAGAAAACAGUGAUCCUACCAAGAGCUCGCUAUGAAUGGACACACCUGCGAUUUCAGGAUUACAAAACAGUGUCUGAAUAUAAUUCUGCCAUGCACAGAAUUACUUCUACAAUGAAAUUGUGUGGAGAAAAUAUCACUGAUGUUGAAAUGCUUGAAAAGACAUUCACCACAUUUCAUGCCACAAAUUUGCUCCUGCAACAGCAAUAUAGAGAACGUGGCUUUACAAAGUACUCACAGUUGGUGUCAUGCCUUCUGUUAGCGGAACAAAACAAUGAACUUCUGUUGAAAAAUCAUCAAUCUCGACCAACAGGUUCUGCACCAUUCCCAGAAGUGAAUGUUGUCUCCAAAGGAAUAAAUACCACCUUUUCACGUGGAAAUACGUACAAACGUAGACCAAGAGGUGGACGAGGCAGAGGAAGAAGGAAUGAUAAUCAUUCUGUUGGCCUGAGUGCGAGGAAUGAUUCAGUCCCUAAAAAUGCAUCCCAACAUAAAGGGAAAUUUUAUAUGAGGAACAACUCCACACCUAAAACUAUUGAGGGAAUUUGCCAUAGGUGUGGUAGUAAUGGACAUUGGGCUCGUAUAUGUCGUACACCCCAACACCUUGUGGAACUUUAUAAGUCCUCACAAAAGGAAAGGCAAACUGAAGUAAACUUUGUUGAUCAUUUUGAUUCAAAGAACAAUCCAGAAGGGAUUUUUGGGAUACAAAGCCAGCUAGAAACGACACACCUGGACAUUUCCGAUUUCCAUGCUUAA
This is a messenger RNA of Prunus avium (sweet cherry), 1017 nucleotides long. RefSeq lists its product as uncharacterized. Gene Ontology annotation, molecular function: zinc ion binding; nucleic acid binding. The record is from RefSeq and is a predicted model, not a curated record. Lineage: Eukaryota; Viridiplantae; Streptophyta; Magnoliopsida; Rosales; Rosaceae.